AAGCGGCGUCUCAGGUAAUGCCCAAGGUGAAGGCGGGAGCGGGAGAGAGCGCGCCAACUCUACCUUCAACCGCCCGGACUAGCGGCUGAAAAAGGGCGGGGCCGCGGUGCGCUCACUGAUUGGCUUUUGUAACCCAGGAUGUGUGCGAUUGGCGGAACGACUAUGGGACAUCACAGGGCGCCAGAAUAGAAGCUGCAGUGGGUUGUGGAAUCCUGUAAAGUUUGCUAUGAGAUCUGGGAAGGGAAAGUCUGUUUUUUUUACGCGCGCUGUGUAGGACAGGACAGUGCACUGGAAAACUGCUGCUUGAUUAGACCACUUGGGUCUGAUUGCUUGCGACUUCACUUGAAAUUUAACGUCCAUGGGUGAGAUGGAGGUAACGAGCUGUUUAACACUAAAAGAUCUGAUCAGCACGAAAAAAAACAAAUCAGAUCCAGUGGCAGAUGGAAGAAGUGCCCAAAAAGAGAAUAUGUUUGAUCGGUUCAAGAUCAGCCCAAGGUUGCCAUUAAGAAGUGAGCCAAUUGAUUUAUCAAAGCAAAAGAGUUUUACCCCAGAAAGAAUUCCAGUCACGCCUGUGAAAGUGGCUGAGAGGCCUCAAGCUGAUCCUUGGACCCCCACAGCCAAUCUGAAGAUGCUAAUAAGUGCUGCAAGCCCAGAAAUCAGGGACAGAGAAAAGAAAAAAGAGCUCUUCCGUCCCAUUGAAAAUAAUGGGAUAGAAGAAACAGACACUGAUUUACAACUGAUGGAUAGUGUUGAUGAUAUUGAUGAUUUAGAAAAAAGGCCUAGUAGAAAGCAAAAAAGUUUAGGGCUCUUAUGCCAAAAGUUUUUGGCCCGCUAUCCCAGCUACCCCAUUUCAACUGAGAAAAUGACUAUUUCCUUGGAUGAAGCAGCUUCUAGCCUUGGGGUGGAACGAAGACGUAUCUAUGACAUUGUCAAUGUACUGGAAUCUUUGCAUCUAGUCAGCCGUGUGGCAAAAAACCAAUACUGUUGGCAUGGACAACAUAACUUGAAUGAGACACUAAGAAACUUACAACACAUAGGAGAAAAACAAAAUUACAGAGCACAAAUAGCUUGCUUUAACUUAAGAGACAUGGGUAUGGAAUACAAGUGUGAUGAACAGGAAAAAGGCUGUCACAUAGACCAUCUGAAUACCCCUCUAAUAGAAUUGUCUGAAGCAGACUGCCCUUCAGUAUCAUCAAGCAGCCGCAAGGACAAGUCUCUGCGUAUCAUGAGUCAGAAGUUUGUCAUGCUGUUUCUUGUAUCUACGACUAAGAUAAUCACUCUGGAGAUUGCUGCCAAAAUCUUGAUCGAAGAGAGCCAGGAUGCUGCUGAUCAUAGCAAAUUUAAAACAAAAGUUCGAAGGCUUUAUGACAUUGCCAAUGUUCUGACUAGUCUGGGACUAAUAAAGAAGGUGCAUGUCACAGAUGAGAGAGGACGAAAACCUGCCUUUAAGUGGAUUGGUCCUGUUGACUUCACUGCGGAAGACCAGAAAAUGGAAGUAACAACAACUAUUCCAUCGCCAGAUUCUAAAAAAGAUGCUUGUAACCUGUCUCCAGCAUCAGAUCGUGUCAAACAGAGACUGUUUCGACACUCCUCUUUCAACAUAGUUCAGUCCUUCUCCGCUGUGAAGAGGAAAGUUUGCUCGCAUCCGUGCAGUCCCCAAAAACCUCAAGGUGUUGAAAGUAGUGACAGUUAUGCCUCAAAAAUGGCCCACCUAGCAACUAUAUGCAAACCGAAGGCUGAAGAAGAUUCAAAGCAAAUCAGCUCUACUUCAAGAAAUGGGAACAUAGAAAAUUCUUCGCUCCCUUUCUCGGUUGUUGUCCCCAUGCCAGUGGAUUCUGACUAUCGUGUGAAACCUGUAGUUCAUCAAGUUCCCCUUGUGUCUCACAAAACAGUCUGUGAACCAUUGGGCAUUAUGCCACCUUCCCAGUCCAAUGAAGACUGCACCAACCAUGGUUUUGUCCCUAACCAGCCAUACAUGUAUCUUCCCUCAAAUUCAGUCUUUAUGCUUUGUGGAAACCUAUCAGAAGGAAAAGCCACUGAUCACCUGGCAAUGAGUUUAUAUCCAGUCCCAGGCAGUGACUCUCCCACAUUAGAAGAAACCACUAUGUCUAAGCAAGAAAGGCCAACAAAACGGCAACUAAAUGACAAAGAUGAUGCACCUCUGUCUCUAGUCUUACCAAAGAAAUCAAGAGUGGACAAUACCCAGUCACUACAGAAACCUAUCUGUAAGACCACUACACCAGAGCAGUUGCAGCAUGUUUCCAGAGAAGAAGAGUAUAACACAGAACCAGUCACCAAGCACAGUAAUGUAGGAGAAACAACUGAAGAAGUCGGCAGCAGAAUUCUGCCUCACGAAAAUGUUCACCUACAUCCUGCUGUGCCACCACAGUUUCUCUACGUUCCCACAACACAAGGUCUGAAUAGCUUCAAUUUCCUACUUCCUGCAAAUCAUUCUGCGGGUCUUUCUCAAAGUCAGUUAGCAUCCCUUAACGUUCCCUAUGUGAUGGUACCAUCUUCAGCACUGACAGCAUUCCCUUUUAUUUGCUCUCCUGCUGUGUCUUCUGGUGCCAGUGGCUCCACUUUAAAUGGACGAAUGAAUUUCAGCCAAGCUGGCACAUCUUCACCCACUCGUCUUAUCAUUGGUGCUCCACAGAUGGCUGUUCCCCAGCCACCUGAGCCUGCUGUAGAUCAGACAAAGAAUUUGUCCCCACUGAGUGUGAGCCCUGUAUCUGCAAAGUGUGCCAGUUCUAAAGCAGACUCCCAUGACUCUUUGAGUCAGUCAAUUCACACUGCAAAAUUGCAUAAGUCACCAACACCUUCGACUCCAAAAAGCAUUCGUCCACUUCACAAAGAUGCCUUCUUCAAAACUCCAGGAAGUCUAGAUGUUUCAUCUUCCAGGAAACCACAAAGGACCCAAACCAGAACAUCCAGCUCAGCACAAAGGAAACUGGACAUAGACAGCAGCGCAGGCAACUAAAGGGGCUGGAACUGCACUACACCACCACUUGAACAAACCACGGUUUUGUGUAGGCUUACACAAAGAUACAUUGCUUGCUAGAAAUUCAUUUACUUGCCUUCAGUCACUGGUUAAAAUGAAUUGUGCUUUGGCAAAAGAACAAAAUAUAACCAGCACUUAAAAUACUUUUUUUGCUUUUACGGUAGUUUGUGGCUAUUUCAGUCCUUGUUUACAAGCCUGAUUGCUUGAUAAAAAGUGAGUUGGGACUUAAUGGCUGGUCAUCAUACAAUACCUUGAAUGUGGAUGUAUCAGUGGAGCCUGGAAACCAACUCCAAAGACUCACAAUAUAACCACACUUUUAGUGGUAACACAGGAAACGUACUUGAAUAUAAAAAUGUAUUAUCAUUUUUGCAUCCUCUUAUUUUAAUAGCAGUCCUCAUGAUCUGAGGCAUAUUUUAGUGUUAAAGAAUGUACCUUACAUGAACAUUAAGACCAAACUAACUGUGAAUCACAUUCUAUAUUUUUAUAGGAUAAGGUGUUUACAUGGUAUAUAAUUUAGCUGUUUGAUAAUAUUUCUAAUUUUAGUUUUGCCAUAUUUUAAUGGCUUAUUGUAAGUUGUAAAAUUGAGAAUGCUAUUCUAAAAUGUAGCGGUUCAUUGCGUCAUCCAAUUAUAAUGGGUUAUAUCCAUUUAAAUAUUGUAUGUAUGUAAGAACUAAAAUCCUAUUUGGCAUGGUUCUUCAUCUUUUGACUUAUGUAUGAGACUUACAUAAAAGAAAGACUAAGAUCUUGUGUUUCUGACCUGGGAUCCUAUUGGACAAAUGUGAUUUUGGAAAAUAAGAACCACUCGAUCUUUUUUCUUUUUAAAAAAGACACUACAGUAGCACUGUUGUUCACAUGCUGGUCUUUUUAUUUUGCUGGUUGUUUUAACCAAUAUGUAUGAAAAUUUCACAAAUGCAUUCCUUGUAAUAUUUAAGUUUUUAUCUUUCUGCUUGGGAAUUUUGAUGGAAAGCCUGUGUAAUAUGAAUAAGUUGUAUCCAGGCUUGAGUUAGCUUGAAAUGGCCUUGUUUUUAAUAGCAGAGAUACUGUCACUAGUAGGCAAUGUGUUUUUUUGCACUGGCAAUGCUGUAAUAAUUAUGCACUAGGAUUGUACAUGCUUAACCUGCUAAACCUCAGCAACAAGUGUUAACAGGACUUUCUUUAAAUACUUGAAUGUAUCUUCCAAGUUUACAUUCUCAACAGUCUACUUUAAAGGAAAUGGUGCUAUUUUCUGUAUUUUAUCCAAAGCUGUUUAGUAUAAUAUUGCACUGCUGGUAUAUACAUUUUGUUUUGUACUGCUGUUUAAGAGUUUUUAUGUGCAAAUUAUUCUCACCUUUUCCUAUGUACCCCUAGCUAAAUAAAGCCAAACACAAAAAAAAA
Molecule: messenger RNA, 4372 nt
Organism: Xenopus tropicalis (tropical clawed frog)
Lineage: Eukaryota; Metazoa; Chordata; Amphibia; Anura; Pipidae
Gene: e2f7
Product: E2F transcription factor 7
Exons: 13
Coding region: 359-2977 (872 amino acids)
Biological process (GO): negative regulation of DNA-templated transcription; sprouting angiogenesis; regulation of DNA-templated transcription
Cellular component (GO): nucleus; transcription regulator complex
Molecular function (GO): RNA polymerase II cis-regulatory region sequence-specific DNA binding; DNA-binding transcription factor activity; DNA binding
Source: RefSeq, a predicted model, not a curated record